AAAGAUGAAAUAUUUUCAUCUUUUAAAGCCCUGAGGGCCGCACAUUCCGGAUGUUAUGCAUUAUAGAUACGUGUACUAAGAAUUGAGUUUGCUUUAUUUACAGAAUUUUUUACAUCUGAUGCAAAGGAAUAUUUAUUUAUUUACUAUAAGAACACAGAAAAAACAGAAUCGAGAGCCAAAGUAUUAAAUUUUCACAGUCUAAUUGCAUCAAACUGAUUUGUUCACCUUGGAAAUAAAUAUACCAUUCAACCAUGAGGGAAAAAGGAAAUAUACUCAUUCCAGAGCCAAGAAACAUCUUCGAAAAUGAAGUGGAUGCUGUUUUGUUUCUUGGCCAUGGAAAUCAUCUCCUCGGUGGUAUUAGCUAAUGAUGUACCAUAUUUGUGCACUGAAAAGGAUGACAGGGUCUGUGAUGAAUAUAAGUGUGUCUGUAGGCGGUGGAGGCGAGAGUCUGAACUCCUGUGAUAUAAUAAAACAAUAGUCCUAGCCCCGCUGGGUAUUUCAAUUGAAAGAUGAAAUAAAUAAAUUAUAUAAAUUGUAA
Drosophila ananassae is the source of this 538-nucleotide messenger RNA. RefSeq lists its product as uncharacterized. The coding region runs from base 304 to 462 and encodes 52 amino acids. The transcript has a single exon. NCBI's taxonomy places the organism in Eukaryota, Metazoa, Arthropoda, Insecta, Diptera, Drosophilidae. The record is from RefSeq and is a predicted model, not a curated record.